AUGAACGCCAAACGUUCGGCGCCAACGGCCGCGGCGGACGCAACGGCCGCAUCGGCCGCCGACGCUGACGCCUCGGACGGUGGCUGUUCCUCCAAGCGGCUGCGCCGGGCGCCGGAGAAAGCGCAUUGGUUGACGCGCUUGGGCGCCUUGGGACGGAUUGAUUGGGAGAAAAGUGUGGUGCUUCCAGAUCGUGAGCUGAUCAUCGCCACUGACUGCGGCGGUGGUAUCGGACCCCCCAGCGCGCUGGUGGAGUUGGGCGUCAAAUGCCGCCACAUCUUCGCCUGCGAAUCCGAUCCCUCGAGCCAGCAACUGCUGUCCUCGCAGGCGGAGCCGCCGGAGCGGCUCUUUGGGAGCAUGAUCGGCCGCGAUCGAGGCUGCUUUUGCUUGGUCUCUGGUCGCUGGAUGCCGAUGCCGCAUGAGCAACCGGACAUCUACAUCUCCAAUGCCGGAGUCCACGGGCCAAACCCCGACCGCUUUCUGGCAGCUGUGAAGUACAUCAUGGAGCACCAGCCACGCUUGGUCAUUCUUGAAGAUUUGGUGGUGGCAGGGCGGGAGGACCAGAAUGGGAAUCUUCCAGCAGAUUCGAUUUUGGCCCUCCUGAGUCAAGCCGGGGACUAUGAGGUGGACACCUUCCACGUGACGGCCUCCCAUUUUGGUCUUCCCCAGAGGCGGCAACGACUCUACUACGUCAUGAUUAGCAGUCAACAUUUGCAGAGGGGCGACAAGGAGCCCCUUGAAAAGAUUUCAGAAGCAUUGGCGCAGCUGCGAACUGUGGAGCCAUCAGUGGACGCAGAGGACCUGCUGGAAUCGUUGAACUUCGAGUCGCAGCCCUCGCCCAAGGGGAGUGACAAAAACGUGGCUUCGCUGUUGGGCAUGAGUGCUGAUGCCAGCUAUCUCCACCGACGCCUGCGACAUGAACUGCGACUGCCUUUGGAUGACAUGACCUAUUUUCAGCUGGCUGGAGCUCAUCUUGGGAGGUGGCUGAGAACCUACCGUGAGGCGGAUGUUUGCCAGAUCCACUGGCUGCGAGCAAAGAGCAACAAGAAAGAAAUCCGGUUCGUCUCCGUGUCUCAGGACGCCCACCGCGCUGCCAUGAGCUUUACUGGGGAAGUGCCCAACUUGACACCGACCACGCGGCUUUGGUCCUAUAGGCUCCAACGGGUGCUGGGUGGUCGCGAGAUGCUGAUGUUGCAAGGUUUCAAACCGGACCGCUGGAACCUGCAGAACUUGAGCGAAGCAUCUCUGACGCGGGUGGCUGGCGCUGCUAUGACGGUGCACAUGAUCGCCGCGGUCUUGGCCUCGGCCCUCAGUUGCUGCCACUUCCCGGACGCUGAGCACGGCCCCGCGCCGAAGAGGCGGCCGGGUCGAUCCCGGUCCAUCAGCUUGGCUGAGCUGCGAAGCAGGUACUUGGCCAUUCGUCAGCGUUUGAGCGGUCUCCGCCGUUUCUCGCCGCUUGGGGUGUGA
This is a messenger RNA of Cladocopium goreaui, 1464 nucleotides long. NCBI's taxonomy places the organism in Eukaryota, Dinophyceae, Suessiales, Symbiodiniaceae. The record is from the annotation of a GenBank genome assembly.